This is a messenger RNA of Cydia fagiglandana, 953 nucleotides long. RefSeq lists its product as uncharacterized. The transcript has 2 exons. NCBI's taxonomy places the organism in Eukaryota, Metazoa, Arthropoda, Insecta, Lepidoptera, Tortricidae. The record is from RefSeq and is a predicted model, not a curated record. Bases 240 to 860 code for a protein of 206 amino acids.
UCUAAUGCUAAAAAAAACGAACUAUAGUGCGAAGCCGGUCGCUAGUUAUUUAAUAAAAUAUUAUAUUGUGAUUUUUAUAUUUUUCUUAUAAAAUUCACAAUUUCACUUCAACAAUUCUUCAUUUUUCUAUUAAUUCUCAGACUCCGGCACGGUUAGAAAGUUGGAAAAAGUCGUUAGGAAUUGCAUUAAAAGCAAAUGAUUAUAUUUGCCAUCUUCAUUUUAAAGAAGAAAAUAUAAAUAUGUACGAAAAGUUAACUAUUAAAGGAGAGCUCAAAUAUAUUCCUACACAAAGAAAAACGCUUAAAGAAGAAGCUGUGCCCACGAUUGAGCAUCAGUUUAUUCCCAUUCCCGAACAUGAACUCCAAGCCAAUACUAUUCACAUAGAGGAAUCUUUCGAACCAUACCCCAAUCAACCUAAGGACGAGCAGCAACAACAAAUCAAUGCCGAGCAACAGGAAUUAUCAGAAGAUCAAAAUGAUUCUAAUAAUUUAAUGGAUUAUGAAAUGAUACAACAGGACUUUGCGGAACCAUUGUUUAGUCAAUAUCAGGAUACUAAUGUAACAAUAAAUCCAAUAGAGAAUUUUAAAAGUAAGUUUCGGGCAUUUUCGUUGUUGCCGCCUUUUUGGCUACAUGCAGAAAAUCCUAAUGGGCUGGUAUUUAUGCGAAUGGAUCCAAAAACUCAGAAGAUUAAACAUCAUAUACGUUUAAACGAUGAUCUAACUGUCACUGUAAUUUUUCCCAAUAAUGAACAAUUGCCACUAAAGGAGAAAAUUAAUUCAUAUGACAACACCUACGAUUACUUAAAAUCGGUUGAAAGAUGGCCUUUGUGCGUUGGUACUCAGAUUGACGACAAUAAGUAAGUUUUGGUAGAUUGUUAACCAAGGGAUGAACGCAGUGAGAGUAUAGUCCGAGGCUAAAAUGAUGCCAUUCACCCGAGUUAAACACUCUACUUU